Messenger RNA from Aspergillus caelatus, 785 nucleotides. RefSeq names its product magnesium-dependent phosphatase-1. Lineage: Eukaryota; Fungi; Ascomycota; Eurotiomycetes; Eurotiales; Aspergillaceae. The record is from RefSeq and is a predicted model, not a curated record. Gene Ontology annotation, molecular function: acid phosphatase activity. The transcript has 2 exons. Bases 9 to 605 code for a protein of 198 amino acids.
GAGCCACCAUGACCCACGCUGGGCCGGUGACGUUCACAGACGGUCUACCUCUGCCACAUCUCAUCGCUUUUGAUCUGGACCACACAUUAUGGCCAUUCAAGGUCGACGCGGAUGUCGGCGAGCCGGUCGAGGCUCGCAACAACAAUUUACGCGUCGUAGACCGACGGGGUAAGUUCUUCGCCUUCUAUCCAGCUGUGUCCUCAAUCCUCUCCUCCUGCAAGGAUCGCUCAAUCCCCUUGGCACUCGUUUCACGGAGCCAUGCUCCCGAUUUGGCCCUUGCCAUACUCGAAGCCCUGCACAUCAAUCCCGCGUUCUCGGAUAACACCACCACUCUCAAUACAUCCUCUCUGUGCGCGCGGAACUACUUUGACUACAUCCAAAUUGUCCCUGGGACCAAAACGAAACACUUUACGCGCAUCCACCAUGCCAGUGGCAUUGCCUAUGAGGACAUGUUGUUCUUUGAUGACGAGGCGCGUAACCGCGACGUGGAGACUGAGCUCGGGGUCACAUUCUGUUUGAUUAGAGGUGGAAUAGCUAGGGACGAGGUGGAUCACGGAGUCAGGGCAUGGCGGAAGCGGAAUGGAAUUUGGACAGAAGACGACUGAUGAUGAGUAACGGCUGUUUUGCAAUGCCUUUGCCUUUCCAUAUAAGGAAUGCUUCUAUAUAGUGGUGAACACUGGCCACUACCCGUAGAUAUGUACAUCACCCAUAGAUAGACUGGUUUAGUUUUGCAAGUGCAAUAGACAAGUAAUAUUUAGCCUGACUAUUGUUGACCUACGAUACUG